This is a messenger RNA of Oppiella nova, 1009 nucleotides long. NCBI's taxonomy places the organism in Eukaryota, Metazoa, Arthropoda, Arachnida, Sarcoptiformes, Oppiidae. The record is from the annotation of a GenBank genome assembly.
GUUGUCAUGAAUUGUAUGGAGUAUUGAGUGGUUUUGUUAUAACAAUAGCAGCGAUCACUCACUCACUCAACACAUUGUCUUUUGCCUCACAAUUCAAACUAUAUAUCAAUUUGUAUUUUGUGUCUCAAAUCGCAUGAAUGUAAUCACAGAAUAAGAGAUGUCUACACACGUGAUAAUUGUGUUAUUAGUGGUGAUUAACUUAAGACAUUUAACUGAAUCGCGAGUGACUUUAGCCGAGAACCUGCCGCAAGAGUACAGUGCACUCAAUGCCGGCAUAUCUGGCGAUAUGUCAUCGAAAUUAAACUCAAGAACUUUUCACACAAGAAGUUCCACACAAAACACCAGCACUUAUGCCAUGGAAGAGAGUGUGAGACAAUUGAGACAAUACUUCGGCGACCCCUCGCACAGGGAGGCGCCCACCUAUCAGUGCCAAUAUAUGGUCUCCUACUUCGGUCUAAUACUGUUUGAGUUCAUCAAAUGUAUUCUCAUUAACGAGAUUCCGGGCAAUAUUUGUUUGGGUUGCCCUCAGCAGUACACGGAUCUGAUCAGCGCUCACGAGGACCUCACCAAUGGGUCCGUUAGUAACUGUUCCGACGGCUUCAUCAACAAAGACAAACUCAAUCUGAUUCACAGUCUCUACAGCAGUGGUAUAUAUCAGUGGACUGAUGGCAACUGCGAUAACUGUUUCGGUGGUAAAGACGAGUACCAGAAUCUGGUCGUUCAUAACGACACUCAAUACUACUUCCAAUUAACUGAAGAACAUAUGCUGUGUCUGAACGGAUCCUUCGCGCGCAAUGACUCGUGCGUUGAAUGUAAGCAAUCGUUUCAAACGAUCAACGAUUACUACGAUUUGAUGGCAAAUAACUACUCAGACGGUGUCUGCAAUGAUAUCAUCGCAUCGAUGAAAGACAUUCGGAAGCAUUGGAGCGAAACCCUCGACUGUCCCACAGAUUUCAAGUCGGGUCUCUACUUAGGUUUGGUCGUCAUAUCAGUCGCUGUUUUGCCGCUU